Pelagomonas calceolata is the source of this 755-nucleotide messenger RNA. Lineage: Eukaryota; Pelagophyceae; Pelagomonadales; Pelagomonadaceae. The record is from the annotation of a GenBank genome assembly.
GUGCGGCGCUUUGACCUCUCGAUCGUGCCUCAAAACCAGCCUAUCGAUCGCCGUCGCUGGUGUGAAUUAGCCUUUGCCAGUGCUGCCAUUGAUGCGCUUGUUACUGAUCGCAUUCAUCCCGAUGGCGGCCGCAGCCAUGCUGCGCUUCCGAGUGCCAGGCGCGAAGCGACUGCUGGCAAUAUCGCAGGGCGACCUCACGCGCUGGGUGCCGCCGGCGCAGCCGUCGGCCAUCGUGAAUGCGGCGAACGAGCGGUGCCUCGGCGGCGGUGGUGUGGAUGGCGCAAUCCACAAGGCGGCGGGGCCCGAACUGCGGAAGUUGUGCGAGGCGCUGCCCGAGGUCGCGCCCGGCGUGCGGUGCCCCACGGGCGACGCUGUUUCGACAAAAGCGUGCGGUGCGCUGCAGUCGACGCACGUCAUCUAUACGGUCGGACCGAACGUGUCCGGACGGCGCUACGAGAGCGACGUGUCCGGCGACGCUACGACUGACCCGGCGAAACUUCCCGCCGCCUAUCGUCGAACCUUCGAAGUUGCGUCCGAACUAGGUUUAGCUGCGGUCGCGCUGCCGGCCGUGUCGUGCGGCGUCUUCGGCUACCCCCUCGCCGACGCGGCGCGCAUCGGGACGCGGGCGGCCGUCGCGUCGAAUAUCGACUACGUCGAGUUCGUGCUCUUCUCCGACGACCUCUACGACAUCUUCGCGACCGCCGCCGAGGACGCGUGCGGGCCACCAGAAGUAACCUAGGAAUAAUUACUGACAC